This is a messenger RNA of Benincasa hispida (wax gourd), 4773 nucleotides long. Lineage: Eukaryota; Viridiplantae; Streptophyta; Magnoliopsida; Cucurbitales; Cucurbitaceae. The record is from RefSeq and is a predicted model, not a curated record.
CGGCGUGGGGUCCUCUCUACUUUCAAAUUCUCAAAAUUCCCCUAUUCUCCCUCUUCAAUCUCCGUUUUCCACCGCUCGCUCUCUCUUUACGCCCAGGUUUCACUCUCAUUUCUCUCUAAUUUCCUCUAUUUUCUACUUCCGUUCUUCGAUUUUCAUUCCAUUUUUGCGUUUCUUUCCACAUAGCUAUGUUCUCUGCUGCUUAAUUUCCCUUCCCAUUCAUACCUAUGUCCCUUCAUAAACUGAAAAUGAUGUUAUAGUUCGCCUCUUCUUGCAAUGCUGUGUGGUUUCUUUCUUGUUUUGAAAUUGAGAAUCGAAGAGCAUGUCAUCUAGCUCCAUCGAGUAUGCAAUCUGUAUGUAGGAUUAGAUUCAUACACUUUUUGAAGAAGAAUCAAGAAUUCGACUGAGGAAUUGAAGAAAAUUGUCUAAUGGUUGAUGAUUUCGUGUGAAAUUGGGAAAAAGUUUGAUUCCGAUUUCAGUUUCUCCUCUUGCAGCCUUUAGCUCUGUGGUGUGUGCUCACAUGUAAAUUCAUUUCAUCAAAAUGUCCCUCCUUAGUAGAUUCUUUUACCGAAGACCCCCAGAUGGGUUGCUGGAAUUUGUCGAACGAGUAUAUAUUUUUGAUUCGUGUUUUUCAACUGAAGUAUUGCCUGAUGGUAUGUACCAAAUAUAUCUGCAUGAAAUCAUAAACGAAUUACAUGAAGAAUUCCCGGAUUCUUCCUUUCUUGCAUUUAAUUUUCGUGAAGGGGAGAAAAGGAGCCAAUUUGCAGAAAUGUUGUGCGAGUAUGAUGUCACUGUGAUGGAUUAUCCUCGACAAUAUGAAGGUUGCCCUCUUCUUCCACUGUCGUUGAUACAGCAUUUUCUCCGCAUUUGUGAAAGUUGGCUUCUGCUUGGUAACCAACAAAAUGUCAUUCUUCUCCACUGUGAGAGGGGAGGUUGGCCUCUCUUAGCAUUCCUUUUGGCUAGCUUUUUGAUAUUUAGAAAAAUGCACAGUGGUGAGAGGAAAACUCUUGAAAUUGUACAUCGAGAAGCUCCAAAAGGGUUUUUGCAGCUCUUGUCACCAUUAAAUCCAUUUCCAUCUCAGCUCCGCUACUUGCAAUAUGUUGCAAGGAGAAAUAUAGUCUCGGAGUGGCCACCACCUGAGCGAGCACUCUCUUUAGAUUGUGUAAUUCUUCGUGGCAUUCCAGCUUUUGAUUCUCAGAAUGGCUGCAGACCAGUCAUUCGUAUUUUUGGGAGGAAUCUUUCUAGUAAGGGCGGGCUUUCCACGCAGAUGCUUUUCUCCAUGCCCAAGAAGAACAAGGCCCUCCGUCACUACCAUCAGGCAGACUGUGAUGUGAUUAAAAUAGACGUGCAGUGUUUGGUUCAAGGAGAUGUAGUGUUGGAGUGUUCACAUUUGGAGUCGGAACCAGAAAGAGAAGUUAUGAUGUUUCGUAUUAUGUUCAAUACAGCAUUUAUUCGAUCAAACAUACUGAUGCUAACCUCUGAAAAUUUGGACAUUCUUUGGGAUUCAAAGGAGCGUUAUCCAAAAGGCUUUCGAGCUGAGGUUUUGUUUGGGGAGAUGGAAAGCAUUUCCCCUCCAAGGGCUCCAACCUCCAUUUUGAAUGGUGAAGAGAAAGGUGGAUUACCAAUUGAAGCUUUUUCCAGGGUUCAAGAACUUUUUAGUGGUGUCGAGUGGAUUGAUAGCAAUGAUGAUGCUGCCUUGUGGGUACUUAAGAAUCUUUCUGCCUUGAGUGACGUGAAAGAAUUGUCAAGAUUGCAAAAUAAAACAAGUUCAUACUCCUCACCAGUGGAUUCUGAAGAGGAAAAUAAUACAUCUAGCACUGCCGAUAGUUCAGAUGAAGUGUUUGAUAUUAUUACAAAGCCUUUUGUUGAUUCAACUUCUACCAACUUUACAAUUCCGGCCAUGGUACAUUCUUCUGAAUUAUUGUCUGACAAGAUUGGUGCUAAAGAAGUGAAUAUUUCAUUAGAGUCUCCUCAAUCUUCUGAUGAAUUUCAAGACAAGAUAUUUUCAAACAAAGAACCUCUACCCUCUUCAUCACCUCCACUAACUUCUUUUGGCUCCCCACCCCUUCCUAUUAGUUCUUCAAUGUCAUCACCACUGUUGCCUCCGUCUAAUCUACCAUAUACCAAUUCUAGUGGAGAACAUGUCUCAAAUAAAAUGACACCCACUGUUAAAGUGAUUCCUUCACCGCCGCCACCUCCACCUUUUUCUCUAUCGCAUAAUGAGCCUCAUGUAGAAACUUCCUGUAGUUCAGAUUCGACCACUGUAACAAUGCAUGGGAGACCCCCUCCACCCCCUACACCUCCGCCUCAAUAUCCUACUAGCAACAAUCCUGUUACAGCCUCGACUUAUUCACUUUCGCAUGUUCCUAAAUCUUCUGGUGCUCCUCCACCCCCCCCACCACCUCCUCCUUUUGUUCCAAAAUCUUCUAGUGCUCCUCCGCCUCCGCCUCCACCUCCACCUCCACCUCCAAUUCCAAAACCUUCUGGUGCUCCCCCACCUCCACCUCCGCCUCCACCUGUAGUUGCAAAAUCUUCUAGUGUUCCUUCCCCUCCACCUCCGCCUCCACCUCCAGUUUCAAAAUCUUUUAGUGCACCUCCACCUCCACUUCUAAAAUCAUCUAGUGCUCCUCCGCCUCCACCUCCCCCUCCGCCUCUAAAAUCUUCUAGUGCUCCUCCACCUCCACCUCCACCUCCUGUUCCAAAACUUUUUGGUGCUCCUCCACCUCCACCUCCUCUUCCACAAUCAAAUCGCGGUGCACCAGUUCCACCUCCUCCACCACCAAAACCUCCCAGUGUUGAGCUGCCAAGUCAUGGUGCUAAAUCAACUAGACCUCCUCCACCUCCUCCACCAGCAAAGCCGUUCAAUGCUCAUCCUCCGACAAGUCAUGGUCCUACACCAGUGCCACCCCCUCCCCCAGGAUCAAGAGGAUCAAAUGUACCGCCACCACCUCCUCCUGCUGGAAGAGGCAAAGCUUCCCUAGGAUCAACAACUCAAGGAAGAGGCCGAGUAGCUACAGGAGUUGUAAAUGCUCCAAAAAAAACCACUUUAAAACCAUUACACUGGGUAAAAGUUACUCGAGCGAUGCAAGGAAGUUUAUGGGCUGACUCACAAAAGCAGGAAAAUCAAUCAAGGGCCCCAGAAAUAGACAUCUCUGAACUUGAAAGUCUAUUCUCAGCAGCCUCUGCUUCUGAUGGAAGUGGCAGUAAAGGUGGAGGACGACGUGGUUCCAGCAUCAACAAACCUGAAAAAGUGCAACUGAUUGACCUGCGGAGAGCAUAUAACUGUGAAAUAAUGCUCUCAAAAAUAAAGAUUCCCUUACCGGAUAUGAUAAAUUCAGUUCUUGCAUUGGAUUCUUCUGCUCUUGAUAUUGACCAGGUUGAAAAUCUCAUCAAGUUUUGUCCUACUAGGGAAGAGAUGGAAACGUUGAAGAGUUACACAGGUGACAGAGAAAUGCUUGGAAAGUGUGAGCAGUUUUUUCUCGAGCUAAUGAAGGUCCCACGAAUAGAGUCCAAAUUACGAGUAUUUGCUUUCAAAAUCACCUUUUCUAGUCAGGUGAAUGAUUUGAGAUAUCAUUUGAACACAAUAAAUGAUGCUACAAGAGAGGUCAAAGAAUCUGCUAAGUUGCGUCAGAUAAUGCAAACAAUUCUUACAUUGGGAAAUGCGUUAAACCAGGGUACCGCUCGAGGCUCUGCUAUAGGUUUUAAGUUGGACAGCCUCCUUAAAUUGUCUGACACUCGGGCAAGAAACAACAAAAUGACUUUGAUGCAUUAUUUAUGUAAGCUCAUUGCAGAGAAAAUGCCAGAGUUACUUGAUUUUGACAAGGACCUUGUCCAUUUAGAAGCUGCCUCUAAGAUUCAAUUGAAAGCAUUAGCUGAGGAAAUGCAAGCAGUGAGUAAAGGUCUUGAAAAGGUGGAGCAAGAGCUAACUGCUUCAGAAAACGACGGUGCUAUCUCCGUUGGUUUCCAGAAGGUGCUGAAGAAUUUUCUUGAUACGGCUGAAGCUGAAGUAAGGGCACUUAUCUCCUUAUAUUCUGAAGUGGGGAGAAACGCAGAUUCACUAUCCCAGUACUUUGGCGAGGAUCCAGCUCGAUGCCCCUUUGAGCAAGUGACUCAAAUUUUGAUAGUCUUUGUUAAGAUGUUUAAGAAGUCACGAGAAGAAAAUGAAAGGCAGGCUGAUGCUGAAAAGAAAAAAAUAGAGAAAGAAGCCAUGAAAGAACGAAGUUCAGUUAAAGCAAAGUGAAACCAUAUUAUGUUUUUGGUAGAAGGCAUUGCCAGAUCAGCCUCAUUGAUAAAUUCGGUUGAACAGCUGAAGAGGUUUGAAUGUGAACAUGAGAUUUAUUAUUCAUGGACUUCCAUCAAGCUGAACAUGAGGCAAUUUUGUUCCCAGGUUGGCUCUUCGCCUUCCUGUGUUGCCAUUUCUUUCAUCAAUAUCAUGCCUUGUAAAUACAACGUGACGCAAUUAUGGACUCGGGGAGUGGUUGCCAUUUGACAACAGAAGUUGGAGUUACUGUUGAUCUUAACUUGACAUUGUCAUUAUGGUAACAAAACUUCUCACACAGUAACAUCUAGAUAUAUUAGUUGUGUAGAUGGUUAAGAUAUAUCCUUUGUACAGGUAAAUAUCAUUGCUAGAUUCCAUACUGUUGAUAUUGGACCAUAUUUUGGUAGUUUAAUUGACUCAGGGUGGCUUUUGCUGCUCAUUUAUUGUAAAGAAAUGGUUAGAAUUUCUAGUUAAAAUGAUGUAUCAUUAGUUCAUGUCGAAAAGUUCCUUUACAUAUU